Molecule: messenger RNA, 2637 nt
Organism: Xenopus laevis (African clawed frog)
Lineage: Eukaryota; Metazoa; Chordata; Amphibia; Anura; Pipidae
Gene: gnrhr2.L
Product: gonadotropin releasing hormone receptor 2 (pseudogene) L homeolog
Exons: 4
Coding region: 901-2121 (406 amino acids)
Source: RefSeq, a predicted model, not a curated record
UCUCUAGUCAUCUACUUGUAACACAGCAACAAACAGCACACGGGGCAAAGCUGAAUAGGUUCUGUGAGCAGGGAAGAAGAUAGACUGAUAGAUAAAUAGGCAGAAAGCUUGAUUGAAAGAAAGGCACAUGAAACAAGACAAACAGAAUGACAGGCAGAAGACAGAUAAAUAAUAGCUACUGUAUAAAGAUAUACACAGUAGAUCUAUAAAGCAAAGGAAAGAUAGAACAAACUGUAAGAUCCUAAAGCUGAUAUAUUCCAGCAGUAGGGAAAUACAAGCAGUAGAUGAAUGGGAAGGUGCUGGAGAUCAGUAAAACAGUGUUGUGGAUGUAUAUAUUCAUGCUGGAGUAAUAACUUGUGCACAUUAACACCUUUUUGGUACGUAACCAGACUCACAGGAGCUCAGCGCACACUCUGGAUAAUGAUGCUGAAGUGCAAGGACAUGGGAAGGUCUACCUGACAUUUAUGAAUGGCCAGCUGCUAAGGGGUGCCAUUGGUACUAUACUCCCACGAAGAACCUGAACUGGAUUUCUUUUUAAUCCUUCUUUGGAGACAAACUCCACUAAGCCAUUGACAAAAGGGAGAAUCAAUGUGUGCCUCCUGAGUAUUUAACUAGAGACUUGCUCAUGUUUCAUUGAUUCUUCAUUUCUGCCGCUGUUCACUGAUUCCAACCUCACAGCGGGCCACAGGGAUGCUGCUAACUCUGUGGGAAAUGCUGUGUGUGUAGCGACAAAAAACAUCUUGUUACUUUGUUUUACUUUUCUAAGUGGAUUUAUGUCCUGAAAAACUUCCGUCCUAGCAGUGAAUAACUUCAUUUUCUUGGUGCUGGUCACUGUGCAGCAUAUGCUCUGAGCUCACUGUGCUCUAUUCCUUCCAAGAGGAACUUCUUCUGUCUACCAAAAUGAAUGUCACUAAAGAGACAGACUCCACUACUUGCAGCAGUGCUCUAUGGCUCAGCAGUUACUGUGCAAUGGACCCAAACUCAUCUUCUCCAAAUGAGGCCCAGAACCAUUUCCAGCUCCCCACUUUUUCUCCUGCCGCUAAGGCCCGGGUAAUCAUCACUUUUGUCAUAUUUGCCUUGUCGGCCUUCUGUAAUUUGGCAGUGGUGUGGGCCACCACCAAUACCAGCCGCAAGAAGAGGUCUCAUGUUCGCAUCCUCAUACUAAACCUCACUACAGCAGAUCUCCUGGUAACAUUUAUUGUCAUGCCACUGGAUGCCAUUUGGAAUAUUACCGUGCAGUGGCAAGCGGGAGACCUGGCCUGCCGGAUACUUAUGUUUCUAAAGCUCCUCUCUAUGUAUUCUUGUGCUUUUGUCACUGUGGUGAUCAGUGUGGACAGACAGUCUGCCAUUUUAAACCCACUGGGCAUCAGUGAGGCCAAGAAAAAGAACAAGAUCAUGCUGUCCGUGGCCUGGCUGAUGAGCAUUCUCUUAUCAUUGCCACAGCUGUUUCUGUUUCACACAGUCACCAUCACUGAGCCUCAAAAUUUCACCCAAUGUACCACCAGAGGCAGCUUUCAGGAACACUGGCAAGAAACUGUGUACAACAUGGUGAGCUUUGUCUGCCUCUUCCUCCUCCCACUGCUGAUCAUGAUUUCCUGCUACUCAAGGAUCCUGAUAGAGAUCUCCAGGCGAAUGAGCAAGGGAGCAUUAUCUUCAAAGGAAGUUUAUCUUCGGCGUUCUAAGAACAAUAUCCCCAAAGCUCGCAUGAGAACCCUAAAGAUGAGCAUUGUUAUCGUCAGCUCUUUCAUUAUCUGUUGGACACCCUACUAUCUACUGGGCUUAUGGUACUGGUUCUAUCCUGAGGCAAUGGAGGAAAAGGUUUCACAGUCCCUAACCCACAUUCUUUUUAUCUUUGGCCUGGUGAAUGCCUGCUUGGAUCCUAUUACCUAUGGACUAUUCACCAUACAUUUUCGGAAAGGCAUUCGCCGCUAUUGUAGAGGUGGUAGGUCCUCAGACCUUGAUACUAGUUCUUCUGUAACUGGGUCUUUCCACUGUUCAAUGUCCUCAUUUCGUGUCAAGAAGAUUGUUUUGAACCAGGAAUUACAAGUAAUUCAUGGCUACAAUGGCUCUUCAAAUAACUCAGAGUUCAGGACACAUGGACUGAACAGUAGUUGUUUAUAAGACAAAGGACAAAUGACACCAGUAAUUUCAUGUAGAGAAGAACCAUUUGCUUCAUUCACUGCAACAUUUUCUAAUUUCUGGGGCAUGUCUAUUUAAGCACCUUCUUUGCAGACCCUUUUUUUUUUUUAAAUUGUUCAUGAAGGUGCACAUUUAAUCCACUUUGCAUUAUGGAUUUUUAAUUUGUUGCAAUACAAGGUGUAAUAUGCAAAUGUGUCCUGAUCUCUGAAGAAGCAGAUGUAUUUAGGUUGAUUUGGCAAUUGGCUAAUUGAACAGAUUCAUUGUUAUGCAUGUUUCUUCAGCAAUUCUGAUUUAAAAAAUCAUAUGGUUUGGGACCCACACUUGGAUCACUGUUGUGGUAAUUAAACUAUAAUGUCCCAUGUAUGGCCUAAAGCAUGAAUGAGCAUUGUAUAUGGGAAUAUAUAAAUUAUUGUUAACGAAUGAUAUUGAUAUGUGAGGUGUUUUUUAAAGAAAAUAUGUAUAACAAGCAGACAUUCAUAUUAAAGGGCAGUAUGCUAA